GCAGCUUUUGGCACCUGACUGGGGGAUCCUCGUCCUGGCCCGCGUCCAGCUUGCACGGCCACGUCCCCUGCCCCGUCCCCUGCCCCAUCCCCUUCCUCGUCCCCCUCCUCGGGGUCCCUCCGGGGGUCGUCGUCGCCGUCGCCGUCGCCGUCGCCGUCGUCGCCGUCGCCGUCGUCGUCCUCGUCCUCGUCCUCGUCCUCGUCCUCGUCCUGGUCCUCCGUCCUCGUGGUCUCUUUUGCGCCCUGCCGUCCUCCUGGUAUCCCCUGUGGCCCUGGUGGCCCUGGGCGCACCGCCUGGCUCCCGCCAGGGCGGCCCAGGCCGUCGCCGGGGGCCAUGGCGGGGCCCAUCGCCGCCCCGGAAGGGCCCGCCGCGCCGCCGCCGUGGCACGGCGGCCGCUACAUCGCCGCGGGAGCGUCGCUGUGGGCGCUGGGCCUGUGGCUCACCGGCGGGGACCAGAUGUACAUCAUCCUCACGAUCACGGCCCUGAUCUUCGGGCCAGGCCUCGCGCGGGGCGUGCGGGAGGGGGAGUACUCGGCCUACUCCGUCUUCAACCCUGGCGGCCGGCACCUCCUCGGAGACCUCCGCGCGGAGCAGCUCGACAGGGAGCAGCGGGGCGACCAGUACCUGGCUGGCGCAGCCAGGGACGACGGUGGCCUCGUGGACCUGCCGCAGGGCGGCCUGCUCGCAGGGGGCGGCUCGGACGAGGAGGACGACGAUGCGCCGCUGGUCCGGUCCCGGGAGGCCAACAAGCCGUGCCAGUGCGGCUCGGGCAAGAAGGCGAAGCGCUGCUGCUUCGCUGCCCGGCCGCGGGCCGCGUCGGCCCGGCAGCCGGGGCAGAAGCCGGCGUCCCCGGAGCCCGAUCCGCUGCUGGACCGCUGGCGGGCCGAGAUGGAGGUGGUCCGGACCGGCGCAGGGCAGGAGCGAAAGGCGAGGUAAAAGCCAUCUCCGCCCC
Messenger RNA from Prorocentrum cordatum, 952 nucleotides. NCBI's taxonomy places the organism in Eukaryota, Dinophyceae, Prorocentrales, Prorocentraceae. The record is from the annotation of a GenBank genome assembly.